AUGCAUUAUCGUAUUGACGAUUCAGAAUUGGAGAUUGUUGCUGUAUUUAAUGGGGAAACAAUAGUUCUGGAAAUGAGAUUGUAAGUGGUUUUCUAAGGUUUUAGUAUAAAUAAUUAAACUUAUCAGAUAAAUUGUAUAAUAUGCGUUUUUUUCUUUUAUUAUUUAAUAAUAGAAUCGUUUGUGAAGUGACAAAUAACACAAGGACAAAUGAGGAACCAAACGUCGAAGAACCUGAUUUAAUGGUUUGUUCCAGUGAUCAAUCUGGUGAUCAAAUUUCGUGCUCCAUGACGGCUGACCUGGUUUCACAGUCGUUCCCCCGUUGCAACUUUCCAUUUCCACAGGGAGGAGAAAAUAUCACUAAUGAACUCGGUAAAUAUACAUUCUAGGAUCGACUUCUGAAUAAAAACUCUGAUAAAUACACUUCUAACUCCUAAUAAAUUAUUUUUGAUUUCAUGUAGAAGAAGUCAUGAGAAACAUGCAAAUUGUUGAUUUGACAAUAAUAAGAGUACANAAUAAUUAAACUUAUCAGAUAAAUUGUAUAAUAUGCGUUUUUUUUUUUUUUAAAUUUAAUAAUAGAAUCAACACAGGAAAAAAUGAGGAACCACACGUCGAAGAACCAGAGUCAACGGAUUCUUCCGAUUAUAAUGCUUGUGAUCAAGCUUCGAAUUCUUCGACGGCUUACCUCAUUUCACCGUCGUAUCCUUUAAACGUUUGGCCUUCGGAGACAGGAGAUAAUCCCACCCAAUUUAUCGGUACGUAAAUAUUCUAAGAUAGACUUCGGUAUAAAAAUUUUGACGAAUACCCACCCGCAUCCUAAUAAAUUAUUGUUGAUUAGAUGCAGAUUCGGAUGGCGAAGAACCACUCAGUUGCCUAAGAAGGCUAAUAUUACGAACACUAGUUCGAAGCUUAAGUUCGACGGCUGACCUCAUUUCACCGUCGUAUCCCCUAAAGGUUUGGCUUUCGGAGACAGGAGAUGAUUCCACCCAAAUUAUCGGUACGUAAAUAUUCUGGGAUAGACUUUUGUAUAAACAUUUUAACGAAUACCCACCCGCCUCCUAAUAAAUUAUUGUUGAUUAGAUGUAGAUUCGGAUGACGAAGAACCCGAGUCAACGGAUUUUUCCGAUAAUCUGGGUUGUGAUCAAUCUUCGAGUUCUUCGACGGCUGACCUCGCCUCUGGCCGGAAGGGUGAAAUGCAAACCGGGAGUCUCUGCGGAGAUAAUGCCGCCCAAAUGAUCGGUACAUAUCUUCUGCAUAAAACCAUGACAAAUACCUAGCUGCCUCUUAAUAAAUUAUUGUUGAUUUGAUGUAGACGAAUCCUGCAUGGAGGCAAUAAUUCGCGUGGUCAAUUUGACAAUAAGGAGGGUCCAACCCGUUGAAAAUGUUUUAAAAUAUUUUCAAUUUAUUUUAUUUGACUUGAAUAUGGGAGAGGUAAUAAUACUAUCGAUAUUCGUUGUAUGUAUUUAUUUUUUUCAUCUUGUUACAAUUAUUUUUAUUUCCACUAUUUAUUUAUUAUCAAUAUUUAAUAAUUUAUCAUAGAGAAAAAUAUAAUAUAUAUAUGUUAUAAUGUGAUUUCGCAGCAAAUGUAUGGGCGUAUAUAUUGUCAUUUGCACGAUCAGAAGGUGUGGUGGUACAAUCGUAAAUGCGAUUCAGAAUUAAAGAUCGUCGGUAAACUCUAUGGAGGGUUUAUUGUCCAAGGAAUGAGACUGUAAGUGGUUUUCUAAAGCUUCAGUAUGAAUAAUUACACUUAUAAGUUAAAUUACAUAAUAUGUGUUUUUUUAGCAAUUUACCGGACCAAUGGAAGCCGAGUGCUAGGAUGGUAUUAAACCAUUUAGAAAAUGACGAUACUCAAUAUUUAAACUUCGCCAGAUCCGCGUUCAAACAGUUAAAUCAAGAUUUACCGAAUAAGUAUUCACAUCUAAUCAAGGUGUGUUAA
Messenger RNA from Cinara cedri, 1933 nucleotides. Lineage: Eukaryota; Metazoa; Arthropoda; Insecta; Hemiptera; Aphididae. The record is from the annotation of a GenBank genome assembly.